Molecule: messenger RNA, 1413 nt
Organism: Nematolebias whitei (Rio pearlfish)
Lineage: Eukaryota; Metazoa; Chordata; Actinopteri; Cyprinodontiformes; Rivulidae
Gene: gcna
Product: germ cell nuclear acidic peptidase
Exons: 9
Coding region: 1-1413 (470 amino acids)
Cellular component (GO): nucleus
Source: RefSeq, a predicted model, not a curated record
AUGUACAGAGUGAAACGGAAUGUUUUGGAACAAGUGAAAACUCCUGCUACCAAACCCAGAAAAAAACCUGACGGUGGGAGUGAAGAUGUCCUCAAGUCCUUCUUAGUGAACGACUGGUCAUCUGAUGAAGACUUUAUCAAGACAAAAUCUUCCUUUCGGGUUCCAGAAAAGAGCAAUUCUCCAGCGGUGCAUCCAUUCAGGAAACCACUGUCUCAGUUUAACGCACCUGUUUUUGAUAGUGAUGAUGAUGAUGAAGAUAACGUCAUUAGGAGUACUUGGAAGACGCGUCACUCAAAGCCCAAGUCCCGUCUAAAGGCGGACAAGAAUGACGAGGAGAACCGUUCUCCACUUUUGCCCUCCAGCCCUUUUCCUCCCACCAAAACUCAGGAGUUAGCCGUGUCGCCCAGGCGCACGUUUUCAAUGCCUGCUGCCCUGCACGAGUCAGGCAGCUCUGAGGAGGAGUUUGUGUCCUUACUGGAGAGGCUCAAAAGAAAAAACAACCUCACAAGCACUUCAUUCUCACCUACGACCACCAAAGAAUCUGAUAAGGAGGUUGUUCCAGCUCCUGCUGCGAAGUCGUUCACAACACCCAACUCUAACUCGUUAAGAAAAACACCUGGACAUGCGAAGACGAAAGGAAGCUCGCCCAUCAUGAAGCCCAAGGUCUGUCAGACAGAGCCCAGACCUGGCUGCAAGAGCAGGGAGGUGGUGUGCACGACUCCUGGCUGCUUCUUGGAGUCUCUCACAAACCCCAGGUCCACCUACGGGGCCAGUUUCAAGACAAACAAGGAAGAACUCACAAGCAAGCUCUACCAGCUGUACAACACCAGUGUGUUUGACAACAAGCUUCCAACCGACAUGUCGUUGACCUGGAACAAGAAGAUGCGUAAAACAGCUGGCUACUGUGUUACGGGACAGGAGAGGGGUGGAGGGAAGCGCUAUGCCCGAAUCGAGCUGUCUGUAAAAGUCUGUGACUCUGCAGAUCGUCUCAGGGACACGCUGAUACAUGAGAUGUGUCACGCCGCGACGUGGCUGAUAAACGGCGUGAGGGAUGGACACGGGAACUUUUGGAAGCUGCACGCUCGUAAAGCCACGUUGGCGCACCCCGAGCUGCCCGUGGUCACACGCUGCCACAGUUACGACAUCAAAUACAAGUUUCAGUACCAGUGCACCCGCUGCCAGAACACGAUCGGCCGUCAUUCCAAGUCACUGGACACUCAGAAGUUCGUGUGCGCUCUCUGCACGGGUCAGCUGGUCCUGUUGACGCCCUCCAAGCCGCGCGCUCCCACGCCUUUCGCCAACUUUGUCAAACAGAAUUAUGGCAGCGCACGGCAGGAGCUAGCAGGGCAGAGCCACGCCGACGUGAUGCGAAAGCUGAGCGCAGACUUUGCCUCGAAGACCAAACUGAGCUGA